AUGUCUGGACGUCAAGCACUCAACCCUGGAGCCCCCGAAUGGCGCGCUGUUACGCCGCAGGGCUGCAAACGCUCGUACGUCAAAGACCUUUCUCAAUUGGAUAAGUUCCGCGAGGAAUCGUUUCAAGCGCUAAUGACGACGCAAGAACUUCAAGAUGGGGUGCUACAGCAGCUGGUCGAAGAGCAACAAGAAAGCGUAAUGGCGCUUACCUUACCACGACCCAGUUUGCAGACGUUUAACGGCGAUCCCUUAGGUUACUGCGACUUUUUGCGUGCGUUUGAACAUCUGGUAGAGCGCAAGGCAAACGACCCCAGCGCAAGACUCUACUUUUUAGUGCAGCACACUUCCGGAAGUGUGGAGGAAUUGAUGCGAAGUUUUCUGCCCAUGCAGCCAGAGGAGGGAUAUAGAGAAGCGCGACGCUUGCUUAAGGAGCGAUACGGUCAGAAAUACAAGAUCGCCGCCGCGCACGCACAGAAACUCAUCGACGGGACCCCCAUCAGAACAGAGGACGGCGAGGAGCUGCAGAGAUUCUCCAUCCAGCUGGUGAGUUGCACCAACACAUUGAAGGAAAUUGGUUAUAUAGGGAAACUGGACAAUCCAGAAAACCUAAAGAAAAUCGUCAAUCGAUGCCGUAGAAGAAAGGAGACGUAG
Messenger RNA from Dendronephthya gigantea, 651 nucleotides. RefSeq lists its product as uncharacterized. NCBI's taxonomy places the organism in Eukaryota, Metazoa, Cnidaria, Anthozoa, Malacalcyonacea, Nephtheidae. The record is from RefSeq and is a predicted model, not a curated record. Bases 1 to 651 code for a protein of 216 amino acids. The transcript has a single exon.